Messenger RNA from Macrosiphum euphorbiae (potato aphid), 438 nucleotides. The record is from the annotation of a GenBank genome assembly. NCBI's taxonomy places the organism in Eukaryota, Metazoa, Arthropoda, Insecta, Hemiptera, Aphididae.
AUGAUUUGUUUUCGAUUAUAUUCACGCGAAUUAUCAUCCGCAUUACUUAGCAACGGACACACACUUGAGACCGAAUUAUUGGCUGAUAUCCGAAUGUUCAACGACGUGGAUCUUAACCGAAGUGAGAGGUUUCACAGCACGUCACAACCAAAAAAAAGUCCAAAACCUAUGACUGAGAAGGAACAAGCGCCGAUGAAGUCCAGGGGAGUCAGUAAAUCCGUAGACACCGUACCCCCACGUGAACGUCCGCUCUGCUAUAACUGUCAAAUGUUUGGACACGUGGCCCGAGACUGCACUCAACCACGUAAACCAUUUAAGUGCGGUAAAUGUAAGCAAGAAGGGCACAGUAGUAAGUACUGUCAAAGCGAAUCAACUGAUGUUAAUUUGGUCAGUACUCGACCAAAGAAAAGUGCAGUACUUUAUAUUAAGGAAGUAUGA